CGGCACGCUUGAUACACGCGUGUGGGACGCUCGCGUCCAACUUCUUCGUGAAUCUACGAGUUUUAAAACUUGUUUUAUAAAAUAUUUUAACUUGAAAGUUAUUGAACUGUACGUUAUUCAGUGACGAUUAACAUUAAGUUGACAAAUAAAGUGAUUAUUUCUCAUCGUAAAUAGUGUGUUGUUUAUUUUUUUCUGUGAAACUGCAACGUGUUUGGUUCAACGGACUACGGAGGAGAAGAAACGGGAAAAAUGACGUGGAAUUGAGGCGUUUGACUUUUAAAAACUUUUGGUGGUUAGUGUUUGUGAUUUGAUAAACUAUGUUUGAGGUGAAUUGUCGGACUAUGGAUGCCUUAGGAGUGGUCGUGAGAUGGUCCAUUCUCAUGCUGAUCGGCGUGAGUUGGCAUGUUAAUUCUCAAACAGUGCAACAGACAACUGAAGUGGACAAUUCAUAUAAUUUUUAUUAUGAACAGCCUUGCUGUUCUGGGACUGUUACGAAGAGCAAAUAUCACAUGCGACAUAGGCGAGAAACUCCGCUGACGUCUGACGCCAUUGUUGCCGAAAAGCAUCAAAAUUCUUCGCGUCUGGAAAAUUUUCAGCCUUUGUGCGGCGAAUGGCCGAACAUUGAAGCCUCACAAGUUACUUACUUAAUCUCUGCUCCGCCCCCUUUGUGUUCUAGUCAUCAAUACUUUUGGAAAUUGCACCUCGAGCAACUUGUGCGACUGGCGAGGGGUGGUAGCCGAAAAUAUUCGUAUUACAUCGUGGCGAUGUCGAAAACAAUGACUCGCAAGAAAGGGAUCAAAGAAAGUAAAGAAAGUGGAAUGCGCGCUCCAUUCCUGAAAAUAGAACUCAUGAAAGAACUCAUUAAAAGUCAAGUUGCAGCCUCUAGCACAUUCAACACGACCUUUAACAUUUUUGACACAAGAAACAAAGCCCACAUUUUCCAUUCGCGCUUUUCAUCUGACCUAGAACCUUUUUAUCAUACGAGAGUGGAGCGUUUCUCGGACUGUAGUGUCAAAACGGCUUUUUCUCUUAAAUCAAAGUGA
This is a messenger RNA of Spodoptera exigua (beet armyworm), 1043 nucleotides long. The record is from the annotation of a GenBank genome assembly. Lineage: Eukaryota; Metazoa; Arthropoda; Insecta; Lepidoptera; Noctuidae.